Molecule: messenger RNA, 2037 nt
Organism: Verruconis gallopava
Lineage: Eukaryota; Fungi; Ascomycota; Dothideomycetes; Venturiales; Sympoventuriaceae
Exons: 2
Coding region: 1216-2016 (266 amino acids)
Molecular function (GO): oxidoreductase activity
Source: RefSeq, a predicted model, not a curated record
GCGUAGCACUACGUCGACUUCAUUUUUGGAUUUCACUCAUGCAUUCGUCAACACUCACAUUUAAGUUGGUGAUCCGCGAACUUAUCUCUUACGAAACUUUGCCAAGUUCUGUUUCCCUACGAGGAACGGUCUUUCUCCGUUUACAAAUACGCAUGUACAAUUCCUUGUCCACGUUCUAAUACUUUAGUAUAAUAUUAUAUCUUGGACAGCUUAAAAGCAAAUUUAACCUUCAAUCAAGGCUAAACCCGUAUUGCCAAGUGUGGCGGCACCAGUCGGGUCAGCAGAUCCCCUCUUCAGCUCAGUUCUGGCCUUGGGCUGCUUCGCAGCCUUCUCAUUCGACCAUUUCCAAAUGACCAGUAGAGUAUAUCGACGCAAAAGCGGGGAUUUAAGAUGUACAAUGACCUCAGGUGGUCCUUUUCCGAAAGUCUAGAUUUUACAAGAUUGCGGGGAACUUUUCGGGGAUAUGGAAGGGUCGUACCUUGCAGAAAUAUAGAGGAACUCUUCAACUUGCUAAACCCUGUUUUCCAGCAUCAAAAGUUUCAAACUUCGGUUUGGCAUUUAUCACGAUGGUGCUUGAAAUUUACUGUGACCCUUGUACGGUCAACUCGCAAAAGGUCCUUGCGGCGCUAGAAUGCAUGGGGGUCGAAUAUCAUCUUCAUCGCAUGGACUACUUCAAUGGAGAUCACAAAAAGGAUGAUUAUAGGAAGAUCUCCCCAACAGCCACAAUCCCCGCGGCAAUUGACGGAGAUCUCCACAUUUUCGAGUCUAACGCUAUCAUGACUUACGCUGCCGACAAGUACGGGAAGCAUUCAUUUUACCCUACGGACCUUAAGCAGCGCGCAAGGGUCAACUCAUGGUUGUUGUGGGAGGCAGCAACGUGGUUUGGUGUAACGUAUAAGUAUUUGAUUGAGUACUGUGUUAAGCAUUGGAUGAAAGCCGAAACCGAUAUGGCCGUCAUCAAAGAAGUCGAGCCAGAGUUUCACAAGUGCGCAAGGAUGCUAGAAGACCAACUUUCUCAAACCAAAUUCCUUGUUGGUAACGAACCGACCAUCGCCGACUUCGCUGUCGCAUCUGGUAUCCACGCGAAUGUGGAUCAGGGUCUCCCCUGGGAUGGUUACCCGCACCUCAAGCGCUGGAUGAAAGAGUACAUUGAGCCAAUGCCUGGUUGGAAGAAAACGCAGCUUGUUGUUGACAAAGUGUUCAACAUAGAUACAUAUGGGGCCGAAAAUGGACACUUGGCCCAAGCUCACUGAGCUAUACUUCUAUGAUACUGACGCCGCAAGUGGCAUCCAUUUGCCCGGCGACGAUCCCCAGAAAGUACGCAUUCACAAUGGAUGGAGCUUGGUGAAGGAGUUCUCAUUGGACAAGCACGGGUUUGAACUAUCUGACACAUUUCGAACUACUUUUAAUCGAUGGGAUGACAACGAGGCCGUAAAAACACAUUUUUAUCCCGAGGUUGUUGCCUAUCUAAAAACGACUAUCGGCGCGAAGCGUGUUCUUGUCUUCGAUCACACGAUCAGGACAAAAGCAAAUGAUCAAAAAAAGUUGACACAAGAGACAAACACUAGUCAGAGAGCUCCGGUAAUGCUGGUUCACUGCGAUUAUACAUCUCAGUCCGCUCCCCUCCGGGUCAAACAGCUUCUCCCUGAAGAAGCAGAUGAUUUAUUGUCUCGUCGAGUUGCCUUUAUAAACGUCUGGAAACCUCUUCACAACGUUGUCGAAGAGCGACCGUUAGCCAUGUGCGAUGUCACAACGAUAGCAUCUACCGAUUUCUUCAAGCUUCAUUUGCGCUAUAGGGAUCGUAACGGCGAGAACUAUGUCAUGAAAUAUUCUGAUCGCCACAAGUGGUACUAUUUUCCAAAAAUGACACCAGAACAAGUGAUCUUGUUGAAGACGUAUGAUUCGGAUCUGGAAAAGGCUCGAUUUGUUGGGCACUCGGCUUUCGAGGAUCCUACAAGUCCAGCGGAUGCUAAGACGAGAGAGAGCAUUGAGAUCAGGACAAUUGCUUUCUUUUGACCUCAAUUUCUAUGAAUAGAG